AUGGCUGCUGCUCAGGUUCAGGCUCUACUUCGCUUCCUGUCACAGGAUGCUAAAGUCCCACUUGCGUCCGCGAUGGGUAAAAUCAUGGAAUUGCAGAAAGCGGGCCUAACCACUCCCGAACAGAUCUCUAAGUCAGAACCAAAAGUCCUCCAAGACAUCCUCAAGGAUGAUAAAGUGGCAAAACAAGUCAUGAACGCCGCAAAAAGACUGUGCAAAAAGCGAGGCUCAUCUGCAGAUGACACUGGAGCUCCGUCAAAGAAGACCAAAAGGUUUGAUACUGGAGAAUCCAGCAGCCCUUUUACGAAAGAAUGCGCACUUGCUCUGCCCAUGACAACCACCUCAGAAGAGGAGUUAUCGAGCAUUAUUCUUUUCACAAACCGAGCACCAUUAGUGCUUGCCUUUGCUGUUUGUGUUCUGAGAUAUACAAUGCCCGAGCAGCCAAUCUCUAGCAGACUCAGCCUUGCUCAGGCCGUGGUUAGCGCUAAUAGUCGCUCCAAGGCCGUCAGCCUGGGCAUCGAAAGUGGACCCUCCGCGGAAGCAGAAGGAUGGGGAGAGGGUCAGCCAGUGGUGAAGGUUUUAGGUAGAGAGGUGAAAGUGCUAAAGAGAUGGGAUUACGAGUCAAGAGAGGGACAGCCGCCGAUGAAAGGCGCAGGGCCGGAUGCAGACACUCCUGUCGUCUCUGAUGACGUUUUGGGGCAAGCAUCUCAGGACGAAUCAAACAAGGUGCCUUCACUUUGGGGAAUUGAUACGGAGGCCUUGCGAAAAGCUCAGGGCUCAAAUCAGGAGGUGAAAGCGGAUAAGCCUUUGCCUAUAUUCACCCCGGACUCAGCACGCUCAUACUUGCACAAGGCAUUCGCCAAAGCUCCUGCUGAAGACGUACCGUCCCGCAGUACAGCCACAAAGAAUGCUUCCAGAGUUGAAGCAGAAAGGGAGAAAUGCCUCGCGCACCUCUUACGCGCCAUUGACAUUCUCUGCCAGUCCUGGGCCUCCAGUCUUACCGGGGACGAACUGGACAGGCGUGCAUGGGCCUGCACCCUACGCGGAUCAUUGCCCCAACAACAACAACAACAACAACAAUCGCAGCAGAAAACCUAUAACACCAUCCCCGUCGAUGCGGAUCUAACAGAAGACCCCUUUGGAGAUGAAGCCCGGGUAUCGUUCGAUGAAACUCCCCACCGAUCAAGUCUUCCCCCGAAGGGGCUGGACUUUUCUGCCAAUCGCAAUUCCGUCGCGUCUACGACCCCCUCCACCACAGCCCGCAGCCAAAGUAUCUCUUCGCGCUUCUCAAUACCUGUUCGAGCUAUGAGCCCCUACACCGGAGCAACCGGUCCCAGCCAUCCUUAUGCGAUGUACCCGCAGGUCGGUGUUAGUCGCUCUCCGAGUGUUGCGACCGCUUCAACCUUACGCCCCGUGGAUCGACCGUUGGAGGAUGCCAGUGGACCGCAACAUCCGUAUGCAAUGUACACCCAGAAUGUGGUCCCUGAGGAAGGCCUGGAUAGCGCUAUGGACGAUUCGUUGAUGGAACCUCCAAUGCUGGACAAUUCUAUGGUCCCCCUUGGCUUUCCCGGUCAUAAUCAAGCCUACCAACGACCCCCCGGUCGGGCAGAUGAUGACGUAGGAGAUCUCAUCGGCCCUGACGGACACACCGAACAACUUCCACCAUAUUCCCGUUAUCCUGAGAACGCCGUCCCCAAAGUAGAGGGGACAUUAGCGUCCGUCAAUGAUGCUGGCAUCACAGCGGACGAGACCCUCCACAAUGAGCGUGCGGGCCCACUCAUGUCGGAGGUUACAUCACCUAAUGUGCCUAUGGAGACCACGAACCGAAUGACUGCACGAAGCAACUCACAAUCCGAGGAGCCUCCGCUUACUGGAAUCAUGGCAUUCGAAGACAAAUUGAAGAGAAAGGGCAAAAAGAAGGCCUGCUGCGGGUUGCCCAUCUGGACGAUUGUUUUGGUUGGGGUGGUAAUGCUUGUUGGAGGAUGCAUUGGAGGUGUCAUCGGCGGCGUACUCGGUGCAAAGAAGGCAGCGGAUCAGGAACACAAGCAACCAAAAGGCCCGCAUAUCGUUACGGAGACCGUCACUCCCAAGAUGGAUGCGACUCCGAUCACGUCUACUCCGAUCAAUCUGCUGCCCCUGCCUACUGGCCAGUACGUCAUUCCCGCAUCUCCGAAGAAUCAGUCCAAAUUUUGCGUAGCCGAGUCAGAUUACCGAGCUUCGUGGUCCUGCUUAAAUUCAGGAGACAUCCCUGUCAACGUCGAAGGCUCGGAGGGCCAGCGUUCGGUCACGUUUGAGGAUACCACCUACUCGUCAAGUCUUAGCUAUGGGGCGCAAGCGCCUGUCCUCUCGAACCCCACACAGAAUCUCUCGAUGGCAUAUGAUCUUAACGACGCUAGCUUUGGACCUGCUCUGCACUUUUGGACACUGUUUGACAAACUUGUCGUGGUGCCUCAAGACUCCUUUCCAACGCACGCGUCCUCUAAACGCUCAUUGUCAGAGGAUGAACUGCUGGCUACUAUGCUUGUGCGCAAGGAUGUAGCCAAGGCGGGAGAUAAACCCUGGUUUUGUUGGUGGAACAGCACUAUAAUUGAAUUCUUCUUAUAUGUCAACGAGACCACCAAAGAUGCUCAAUACAGUGCAACCGCCACUUCGUCGAGCUACGCUCAAGCUACAACAGCGAGCUCUGGCUCAAGUUCAGGCUCUAGCUCGGGGUCAAGUGGGAACACAAAUACAAAUGCUAAGCGGGAUGCCGCUGUAUCUGACUAUCCCCGUCGGAUCAAGAUGGAGGAAAAACGUGAAUUCCCAGGUGCCCCUAAUGCUUAUUGUCAACAGAUGCAGGUGCUCGAUGACGGUUCAGUUGGGCCGAUAUCUCAGGAGACCGUUCAAAUCAAGGAAGUGCAGCCUACUCCUACAACGACGAUCCAAGCUACCGGCACCACACAGACAUAUACCGCAGAGGCCGAGUACCAGAGCGUUUGCUACUGCGUAUCAUUGACCGAUUAA
Aspergillus saccharolyticus JOP 1030-1 is the source of this 3000-nucleotide messenger RNA. RefSeq lists its product as uncharacterized. NCBI's taxonomy places the organism in Eukaryota, Fungi, Ascomycota, Eurotiomycetes, Eurotiales, Aspergillaceae. The transcript has 3 exons. The record is from RefSeq and is a predicted model, not a curated record. Bases 1 to 3000 code for a protein of 999 amino acids.